Molecule: messenger RNA, 465 nt
Organism: Lactuca saligna
Lineage: Eukaryota; Viridiplantae; Streptophyta; Magnoliopsida; Asterales; Asteraceae
Source: the annotation of a GenBank genome assembly
AUGCCAGCAAAGAGAUCAAGGGUAGCAUCAUCAAGGAGUGUAUCCAGACAACCAGCUAGACAGUCGGAGCCGAAUGUACCUGUGGCUUUUAACCCACAGUACCAAACAUUGCAUGAGCACCCAGAUGACAUUCGCCUGGAAGUUUGUGAGGCGACUCAUCCGAUUACUCGUUUUGUUGUGGAGUACAUGGUAGAGCGACCAAGCUUCACUAGGUACAAUAUUGUGGAGACGUUUGAUCGCUAUGGAUGGGGUGGAGUGCUGGACUUCAAUCCGAUCCAGAUGUAUGUUGAUAUAGUGCGGGAAUGGAUGAGGACACUUCGACAUGUCGAGGUGCCUGGUGGUAGGCCAGAGGAGUUGCAGCUUAUUGGUACGGUUCGUACUCAUGAUAUAGUGAUGACUGUGCAGGGUAUUCGGGACAUGUUUCAUGUAGAUACUGGAUAUCAUUUGGAUGAUCUUGACAAUUAG